UUUAUAUCUCAUCAUAUCUUGGUGUAAAAGACAUAUUAAACGCGUGAUAUGUUUUCAAAUGCUGUUAUUAUGUAAUCAAUAUUUACUCAUAUGCCGGGAGCUAAUAAAUUUUGCAUAUCUGUAAUGUUAUUGUGUUGCGUAGUGUCGCAAUAUGUAACUAAGUAUAAAUGUGUUAUGUUUAAUUAAUGAAGUACGUGUAAGGUUUUAGCAGUUUUAUAGUCGCGAGUAAUCUAUUAGUGAACAAUAAACAUGGACAAAGGCGCCCCCAAUAUAGCGAUCCUCGGAGCUGGGGUCGUGGGACUGACAGUUGCUGAUAUUUUACAGAAAGACCUCGGCAAAGCGAACAUAACUAUUAUAGCUGACAAAUUCAAGGAAGACACCACAAGCGCGGUGGCCGCAGGUAUUUUUAGACCGGGAACGAGUUUUAGAGGUGCGACAAGAGAAAUUACACAGAAAUGGAUAGACGACUCGUGGCAUUACUGGCAGGAUAUAUUAAAGUCACCGGAAUCGCCAAAUGCUGGUGUCAUGGCUUUCUCUAGUUACAUAUUCUCUAAAGACAAUUAUCACGUCACUAGAAAUCCGUUCAUUGAAAAUCUGGUGCCUAUUUAUAGGCCAGUACAAGAGGCAGAGUUAAAACUUUGUGGUCCAGGAUGGAAGUAUGGUUCUUAUUUUACAACAUUAAAGAUAGGAUGCGAGAAAUACUUACCGUGGGUCGAAAGGAGAUUUGUUGAUAAAGGUGGCAGAAUUGUGAGCGAUAAAGUCGACAGUUUCACAUCACUACGCCAGUACGAUUUAGUUUUCAACUGCACCGGUUUAGGCGCGAAAUAUCUUUGUAAUGAUUAUGAUUUAGUCCCUCUCCGCGGGCAAGUUAUUAAAGUUAAGGCGCCAUGGUUGAAGACGGCGUUUUAUGGUGAUUACGAUACAUACAUUAUUCCUGGCCUGGAUGGCGUCGCUACAUUAGGUGGCGUGAGGCAAUAUGAUAGUUAUAAUUUACAAGUUUGUAAGCACGACGCGGCGGCCAUAUUAGAACGGUGUUGCCAGAUGUUGCCAGCUCUAAAGAAAGCUGAAAUUAUUGCUCAUAAAGUGGGGUUGCGACCGCAUAGAGUGCCUGUACGAGUGGAGCCCGAAGUAAUUGGGGGUUUGAAAGUGGUUCAUUGCUACGGGCACGGCGGAUACGGUGUGAUGUGUUCCCCGGGCACGGCACUCAACGCUGUUAAGAUUGGACAGGAUUUCUUGAAAAGUAACAUAAAAAAUAAACUAUAAGAGGAAAUUUAUUAUUUACGAGUAAAAAUCAUUGUUACAAACAAUACUGUGUUUCGACUGAUUUGUAUGAAUUUUUGAAAAUAGGUAUUUUCUUUUUGUUUGAAAUUUACUAUUACGUAAAUACUGACUAUAUUUUUAUCUAUGUUGAAAUUGGAAUUUUGAUCUUUCGUGUUAGUGUCAUUCUAUCAUCACGGCAUAUUUAUAUUAUCGUCAUGCCAAGUAGUGAUAAAGUGUAGGUAUGUUUGCGUAUAAUUUACCCAAUGAUAUUCAGUUGUAUUAUUAGUUAAUAUUUAUUAUAUGUCCCAGAUUUAAUGUCAGAUAGUUUAUUAAGUUUAUAGACGAAAAAGAAAACAAUAUUUCAUACUGUUCUAAAGUAAUAAAUAUAAUAAUAAGUAUUUAGAACCUUAGGGUUUUUUUUUAUACUACUGUUAUAGUAAACAAGCAUACGACCCGUCUGAUGGUAAACGGGAUUGCGGUAGCCUAUAUAUGCCUGUAAUAUUAGGUAUUUGUAUUUUAUUGCACAUUAAACGAGCAACAGAGAAUA
This is a messenger RNA of Galleria mellonella (greater wax moth), 1807 nucleotides long. RefSeq names its product D-aspartate oxidase-like. The coding region runs from base 250 to 1263 and encodes 337 amino acids. NCBI's taxonomy places the organism in Eukaryota, Metazoa, Arthropoda, Insecta, Lepidoptera, Pyralidae. The transcript is spliced from 2 exons. Gene Ontology annotation, molecular function: FAD binding; D-amino-acid oxidase activity. The record is from RefSeq and is a predicted model, not a curated record.